UAAAAGUACUGAUAAGCGAAACUGUCUCCACAGCAUCGACGCUGCCGGUGCAGAGCUGAUGGCAGCUAUGCGCUCCUGCUAUCUUUGUCGUUGUGUAGUAGGAUUUAAAAAGGCUAAAAGAGGGAAGUAUAUAGGGUAACUUUCAGCGCGCUAUAAACAGCUCGACAUUCGAUUAGUAGCAUCUUUUUACAGUAAAUGUCGCAUCUGAAAGGAACACGUCGCGGGUAAAAAUAAGGAAAUGCACCGUUAAACAUAAUGAUCGCAGAGUCUGCCGCCUUGUUUUCAGACAUUGUGAUUGUGCGCCAACCUGUCUCUGUGUGUGUGCCUGUCCACUGCAAGGCCACGCUGAGUGUCCGUGCUGAGGGUGCAAGCGUCCUCAGCUACCAGUGGUUCACCAGCGAUGGCAAAAAGCCCAAUGGACCACCACUAAAUGUGUAUGGUGGAACUCAAGCAGACCUGACCAUUGAGGCCAAAAAAAGCCAAUGCUACGUGUGCCGGGUGAACGAUAUCUUUUCCAACUGUGUGUUCAGCGAGUGGGUGAAAGUCAAGGUGCUGGACAUUGGUGUAUCAGGUCUGCCACUGCAGUGGAAGGGGGAGCCCCACAUCGCUAUCAACCUAAAACCACAGACGGUCCAACUCGGUGCAAAGAUUACACUUCGCUGUGUUGCUUUUGGCAACCCUGCACCAAAAUAUGAAUGGUACAAAAAUGGAAAUCUGCUGUGUGACGAGAUCAGUGACACUCUCCAGAUUGACCGCGCCAGGGCCGAACACAAAGGAACGUACUUGUGCUCGAUGUCUAACGUGCUGCAGGAGAUAUGGAGCAAAGACGUGGAAGUGAAUGUGGUGCAAAAUGGUCAACUUCCUCUAUCAGCGCAUGCAGCUGUUGACAAAGUUGCCUUGCUCAUCGGUAACUUGAGUUACUCCCACCACCCUCGCUUACUGGCCCCCAUGAUGGAUGUACAUGAGCUGGCCAACCUCCUGCAGCAGCUUGGCUUCCGAGUGGUGUCCUUGCUGGAUCUCACCAAAGUGGAGAUGCUGGUUGCUGUGGACAAGUUCAUUAACCUUCUAGACAAAGGAGUUUAUGGUCUUUUCUACUAUGCAGGACACGGCUUUGAGCGUGCGGCCAGAAAUUACUUGGUACCUGUUGAUGCUCCGGUGCCGUACCAAAGUGAAAAUUGCCUGUGUGUUCAACGCAUCAUGCAGAGCAUGCAGCAACGACAGACCGCACUGAGUGUUAUCCUAUUGGAUACCUGCCGCAAAUGGUACAACCAGCAGUGCAUACCAUCAACCAUCAUGGCAUUGGAGCCCAAGGGGAAUACAGUAUACGGUUACGCCACAUGUGAAGAUGCUGUGGCUUUUGAGGUCCAGGAUGGAGGGAAAAGCACAGGAGUCUUCACCAAAUACUUGAACAAGCACAUCCUUCAGGCGGAGAAGGUCACACACGUCUUGGAGAGGGUGUCAGAGGAUUUAGGCAGAGACCCACUGGUGAGAGGCAAGCAGGCUGUGGAAAUCAAGCACACCUUGAAGGAACCUCGCUCGCUUGCAGAUCCGGUUCGAACCGCCGGCUACACGAAGGAGCUGCGCCUGAGAGAAUCUUGCUGGCGACAAGCAAAUAAGCUACCAAGAAAGAAGCGGCUGAUUUUCCUUUGUCGGGUAGAAGUGGAAGUCAGCUUUUCAGCGUUGUUCUCAAAUGUCAUGGUGGCGUUUGGAGUUAUCAAGACCACAGGCCCCAAAACGGACAACUGCACCAUCGCUCUGAGCAGCAUACCUCCCAUGGAAGACAUUUUUUCUGGGCCCGGAAGGAUGGAGGAGAUGGAGGAGAUGGACUCCAUACUCUUUAACAAAGCUGACUGUACUCUGCGAGUGUGUGGACUUCAAAAACUUCAGGAAUCACUGGUCAUCAAGGUGGAUCUACAUUAUACUCACAUGGACAGUAGGGCGCGCCUUACAGAGAGUCAACGGGUGGACUUAGGAGAGCCUAUGGUGGCCUCCUGCAAAUUUUACGAGACACUUCAAACUAAGUCGUCCAUGAAACCGGACUCGGCUUCUGCACAAAGUACUGGCAAAAUCGCACACCGCAAGAACGUGGUGGAUCACACACGUGCCGGUCCCCGUCGCCCUUUCACCAGGAAGGCCGAGUGCGGCGCUAACGUGGCAGUCCUAAGGUGCAACGAACCUGAGGAGAACGAUGAGAAUGAGCUACAUGACCCCAAAAGGGACAAGCGGUAGGAAAAUGGAUGGAUGGACUUUAUAUGUCAAUUUUAAACCAUUGUCGGCCUUUUCUAUUGUAUUGUUACUAAUUUAGCCUUCUACUUGUACACGCUUUAUGAUGAUGACAAUUGAAUGUUGUUUUGUGUGUCUUAUCAUAUGUUUUCAAUGACUCAAAACUGAAAAGCUUGGAUACAGUAUUUAUUUGCAAUCAAAAAGGUGUAUUGAUCAUUUCACCCGCAGGAGACAAGGACUGACGUUUUUGUCCUUUCAGUACAUCUUUGCUGUAUUUUUGUUGUGUUAUUCCAUUAUACAUACUUUUUCCAAGGAGGGUUUUUAUUUAUGUUCAAUUUAAAAAUGUUAAUGUCCAAUUCUUUCACUGGUGUACGAUAGAUACACUGGCAGUUAUUAUUCACUACACCAAAGCCAAACAAGACAUAAAAGUAAUUUUUCAAA
Molecule: messenger RNA, 2664 nt
Organism: Nerophis lumbriciformis (worm pipefish)
Lineage: Eukaryota; Metazoa; Chordata; Actinopteri; Syngnathiformes; Syngnathidae
Gene: malt3
Product: MALT paracaspase 3
Biological process (GO): proteolysis
Molecular function (GO): cysteine-type endopeptidase activity
Source: RefSeq, a predicted model, not a curated record